Messenger RNA from Aspergillus welwitschiae, 1750 nucleotides. Its product is annotated as TauD/TfdA dioxygenase family protein. The coding region runs from base 192 to 1322 and encodes 376 amino acids. The transcript has 3 exons. Lineage: Eukaryota; Fungi; Ascomycota; Eurotiomycetes; Eurotiales; Aspergillaceae. Gene Ontology annotation, cellular component: cytoplasm. Gene Ontology annotation, molecular function: 2-oxoglutarate-dependent dioxygenase activity. The record is from RefSeq and is a predicted model, not a curated record.
UGAAUUCAAUUGACCCUGACUUCUCGGGUUCCUGUCCUUUUCCUUUUCCACCUAUCUCACUAUCAUCAUCUUUCUUGAAGUCGACGUCCCGCUCAACGUCUUUGUGCCCUGGAGCAACACUACAUUACGUACAUACUUCCUUCGCACAAGAGCACACACACAAACACAAGUCAACACGUACAUCCACAACCAUGCCGUCCUCUGCACCUGUCCUACGGCCCAAAAAGGCUCUCCCCGUCAACGCCCAUAAGGAGGAAGAGCCGAUCAGCUACGACAUCAAUAUCCCUUACGUUGAUGUCACCAAGGAGUCUCACCUACGCACCAGAUACCCCGAAUACCUUCCCACGUGGGACAAAGUCUGGUUCGAUCCUCUUCCUCCUUUUGAAUAUCAGGACCCUGCCCUGCGCGUGAAGGAUAAGUCCAAGCGCAAUCUUUUGACACCCAGCACAAAGGUGACGGAGAUCCAACCACGCAUAGGUAGCAUUGUGGAAGGCGUUCAGCUCAAUCAGCUCACGGAUGCCCAGAAGGAUGAGCUUGCCCUUUUGGUUGCCGAACGCAAGGUGGUAGCUUUCCCGGACCAGGAUCUAAUCGAUGAUGGUCCUGAGGCACAAGAAGCUUUCAUGCGUCACUUUGGCAAGCCCAAUUACCAGCCCGUCUCUGGCUCGAUGCGCGGACAUCCAGGUUUCCAUAUCAUCCAUCGCGACGGUAACCGCGAAGAGAUCACUCGCUUCCUGUCGCAGCGCACCACCACGACGCUCUGGCACCAGGAUGUCAGCUACGAGAUCCAGCCCCCGGGCUAUGUGAUGCUUGGGCUGCUGGAGGGACCUGAAGUAGGUGGUGAUACUGUUUUCUCUGCGACCGAUAUGGCAUACAAGCGCCUUUCUCCAACGCUCACCUCUUGGUUGGACACGCUGCGCGCAACCCAUUCAUCGGCAAAAAUGAUUCAGCAUGCACGUCUGACUGGGGGCCUGGUACGCAAAGAAGCCGUCGACACCGUCCACCCGCUUGUGCGCGUCCACCCAGUCACGGGCGAGAAAUGCCUAUUUGUGAACGGCGAAUUCAUCACCAAGAUUCAAGGUCUGAAGGAGCCCGAGCAGCGCUGGUUGCUGGACUUCCUCAUGCAGCAUAUCAUCACUGGGCACGACUUUCAGGCGCGAGUGAGGUGGCAGCCUCGGACCAUUGUGAUUUUCGACAAUCGCUGCACAACGCAUUCCGCCAUUGUCGACUACCUCGAUGAUGAUAACGGCGCCAAACUCCGUCACAUCUUCCGUCUGUGCGCAUUGGGCGAAAAGCCCAUCCCUGUAUACGACCAAUUCGAGUAAAUCCCGAUGGCCUCCGCCACCUGUUCGAGGAGCUCUAUCCUUGUUCUCGGCACAUGUUGGAGGGUAUGAACGCCACCGCGAUGCCUUGCCAGCCAUAAUGUUCCAUGCAGCAGGUCCGGAGAAUGUUUCCCCGCUACCCCUCGGACUUUGGGAUCCUUGGCGCGUCGCAUGUGCCUGAUCCUCCCUCCUCCUCAUCCUUACCUUUUUUUUACCCGCCUUUAUCCCGUUCUUCUGCCUGGAUUUGCUUGGCUGCUUGAUUUUGAUUGAUACCUCGGCCUAGUUCAUUAGACUGUUUAAUGUUUUUUUCCCACCACCCUUAGUGCCCUUAUUUUGUGCCCUGUUUAGGCUUCUAUGCUCUAGAACUAGUGGGGCCAAACUUUACUUUUUCUUUUUCUUAUUAUUUUUUUUUUUUUGUUCUCUUUUCUUUU